AUGGUAAUGGAAUUGAGAAGAUCUGGUAGAGUUACUGCUGGGAAGAGAACGUUUGAUGAGGACACUGAUAAUCAUGUAGAAAAAAGGAAAAAAAUCGCUACUCAGAAAGCCAAAAAAUCACCUUCAAAGAAAUUACUAGUAUCUGAAAAGAAAGUGAUAAAGAAUGCUGGGUCUAUUAAUGGAAGGGAAACGAAGAAGGAAACUAAACCCAGAUCUGUUGUUGAAGAUAAAGUUGAUGGAAUUGAACACGAAGAAGUGAAAAAGGUGAAAUUUGAUGAACAACAAGUAUCUGACAAAUCGGCAAAUAACGAUUCAAUUAUAGAAUUGGAAAUUGGUGAUGAUAUCCCAGAUAUUACUUUGUCGAAUCAAAAUGGAAAAGAAAUUUCAUUAAAAGAAAUUGCCAAGACAAAUAAAAUCAUUGUUAUAUUUGCGUUCCCAAGAGCAAGCACCCCUGGUUGUACUCGUCAAGCUUGUGGGUUCCGUGAUAAUUACGAUGAAUUGAAGAAAAAUGCUAUUGUUUUUGGGUUAAGUGCUGAUGCGAUAAGUAGUCAAAAGAAAUUUGAAGAGAAACAACAUUUACCUUACGAUCUUUUAUCUGAUCCUAAGAGACAACUGAUUGGAUUAUUAGGUGCUAAGAAAACUCCCCAAUCUGGGACAGUAAGAUCGUAUUGGAUUUUUGUUGAAGGGAAAUUGUCAAUCAAAAGAAUAAAAGUGUCCCCUGAAAUUAGUGUUGCUGAAAGUAAAAAAGAAGUUAUUGAGUUCGCUAAGAAGCUAUCGGAAGCGUAA
Messenger RNA from Naumovozyma dairenensis CBS 421, 786 nucleotides. It is a transcript of the gene DOT5, whose product is annotated as thioredoxin peroxidase DOT5. The coding region runs from base 1 to 786 and encodes 261 amino acids. Gene Ontology annotation, molecular function: thioredoxin peroxidase activity. Gene Ontology annotation, biological process: cell redox homeostasis; cellular response to oxidative stress. Lineage: Eukaryota; Fungi; Ascomycota; Saccharomycetes; Saccharomycetales; Saccharomycetaceae. The transcript has a single exon. Gene Ontology annotation, cellular component: cytoplasm. The record is from RefSeq and is a predicted model, not a curated record.